This is a messenger RNA of Conger conger (European conger), 4490 nucleotides long. RefSeq names its product plakophilin-4-like. The coding region runs from base 461 to 3826 and encodes 1121 amino acids. Gene Ontology annotation, molecular function: cadherin binding. Gene Ontology annotation, biological process: cell-cell junction assembly; cell-cell adhesion. The transcript has 21 exons. The record is from RefSeq and is a predicted model, not a curated record. NCBI's taxonomy places the organism in Eukaryota, Metazoa, Chordata, Actinopteri, Anguilliformes, Congridae. Gene Ontology annotation, cellular component: plasma membrane; nucleus; adherens junction.
GCUGUCGGUCGAGCCUCUCUCUCUCUCUCGCUGUCUAUUGUGCUCUCUCUCUCUCACUCUCUCUCCCCUUGCUCUCUCGCUAUUGUGAGCUCUCUCUCUCUUACUCACUCUCCCCUCUUUCUCUCUCUCUCUCUCACUCACUCUCCCCUUGCUCUCUCUCUCUCACUCACUCUCCCCUCGCUCUCUCAGUCCUAGAGAGUGCAGAGCUGGAAAAGCAGGCUGGACCCACGCCUCUGAGGAGAUUCUUGUUUGGAAUUUUGCUGUCCGUAAAUUAAUCCCGACCCGUGUUUGAAAUGGCCGCCGUAAGGAGCUGAAGGCAGGGGAGGGAAGCCCAUGCCGUAUGGAGGUCAGGAGGGAGUCUUUUUUUCUUUUCUCGCGCCUUCUCCCAAACUGUGGAAAAACAAACGUACGAGGGACCGUGCUGGUCUGAACAUGCUGGCCUGCGCUCUGCGGAGCUACGAUGAACACUGGAGGGGAGCUCCAGUUUGAGCGGCUGACCAGGGAGUUGGAGGUGGAGCGGCAGAUUGUGGCCAGUCAGCUGGAACGAUGUCGACUGGGGGGCGAAUCGCCUGGAGCCGGCAGCGCCAGCUCCUCUGAGAAGUCCUACAACUGGAGAUCUGCAGAUGCCUCGACUGCGGGCGAAACCAAGUCGCGGGUGACGGACAGCUCACAGUCCCCGCCCUACCAGGAGCAGGCGGCACUGUACUCCCCAGAGCAGACCUCUCUCCAUGAAAGUGAGGGGUCCACGGGGAACUCGCGCAGCUCCACGCAGAUGAACUCGUACUCGGACAGCGGCUACCAGGACGCAGGCGGCUACUACUGCAGCCAGAACCUGGGCAAGGCUGAUCUGAGGCUGCAGCACUCCUACCCCGGGAACGGAGCCGUCCUGGGGAGGAACGCCCGGGCCGAGGGCCAGGCCUCUGUGCAGGCUCCCUCGAGUGGCGUCGGGGCCUCGGGCCGGGCCAUGAGGCGGGCGAACUCGGCUCAGUCGCGCACUCAGUCCCCGGCAUACGGCUCGAGCGCCUCUCCCUCGCGUGGCUCCCUCCGCACCUCACUGGGCAGCGCGUACGGCUCACCCGUCGUCACGGAGCCCAAGCCUCUCUCCAGCGUCUUCCCCAACUCCACCAUGCCUCCCUCUCCACACACGGGGUCUCCCUACUCCACCCCCCAGGGGCUGUGCCGGGUGGGCUCCUCCAGCUCCCGCUCCGGCCGGGCGGGGUCGCCCCUGACGCCGGCCGAAGGGCCCCUGGGGCCCCUGGGACCCUCACCCACGCGCACUGGCAUGACGGCCGUCCCCCAGCACUACGGCGCCUCCCUGCCCCGGCCCCUGCGGCACGAGGCCGACCCCUACGGCCCGAUGCCCUAUGACGUCUACGAGAGGAUGAUCCCGCCCCGCCCAGACAGCCUGGCAGGCCUGCGGAGCUCGUACGCCAGUCAGCACAGCCAGCUGGGCCUGAGGUCGGCCAUGUCCCCCGACCGCCACAUCACGCCCAUCUACGAGGACGGGACCUUCCACGGAACCCUGUACCACAGCCCCACGCACGGGGGAGUGGACCUGAAUCACAGCGCACAGAGCGCCCUCUACAGGACCGCUUCAGGUGUGCAACGGACGCCCAGUCAGCGCAGUGCCCUGACGUACCAAAGAAGCCAAAACUACGCCCUGAACAAUGGCGCCACGUACGCAGACCCCUACCGCACCACCCUCUACCGCCCCGUCGAGCCCGGCUACGCCCGACAGGUGGUCGCCGUGGACGACGGAGCCACCCGCUCGCCCUCCAUAGACAGCAUCCAGAAGGACCCCAGGGAGUUUGCGUGGCGAGACCCAGAGCUUCCUGAGGUGAUCCACAUGCUGCAGCAUCAGUUCCCCUCUGUGCAGGCUAACGCCGCGGCCUACCUGCAGCACCUGUGCUUCGGCGAUAACCGCAUAAAGGCCGAGGUGUGUCUGCUGGGGGGGAUCAAGCACCUGGUGGACCUGCUGGACCACAAGGCCGUGGAGGUACAGCGGAACUCGUGCGGGGCUCUGCGCAACCUGGUGUACGGGAAAGCCACGGACGACAACAAGGUGGCGGUGCGGAACGCCGGGGGCGUCCCCGCCCUGCUGCGGCUGCUGAGGAAGACCGCCGACGCCGAAGUCAGAGAGCUGGUCACCGGCGUGCUGUGGAACCUCUCCUCCUGCGACGCGGUAAAGAUGACGAUCGUGCGGGACGCCCUGAGCACUCUGACCAACACUGUGAUCAUCCCACACUCGGGCUGGAGCAGCUCGUCCUUCGACGACGACCACAAGCUCAAGUUCCACUCCUCGCUCGUCCUGCGCAACACCAGCGGCUGCCUGAGGAACCUGAGCUCGGCGGGGGAAGAGGCCAGAAAGCAGAUGCGCAGCUGUGAGGGGCUGGUGGACUCACUGCUCUACGUCAUCAAGGCCUGUGUGAGCGCCUCUGACUUCGACAGCAAGAUUGUGGAGAACUGUAUUUGCACUCUGAGGAACCUCUCGUACCGGCUGGAGCUGGAGAUGCCUCAGGCCCGGCUCCUGGGCACACAGGGGCUGGACAGCCUCCUCCUGGGCACUGAGUCUCCCAGCAAAGAGGCCGACUCCAGCUGCUGGGGCAAGAAGAAGAAGAAGAAGAAGACCACGCAGGACGAGCAGUGGGACGGAGUGGGGCCCAUCCCGGGGUUCUCCAAGUCUCCGAAGGGGGCGGAGAUGCUGUGGCACCCGGCCGUGGUGAAGCCGUACCUGACCCUGCUGGCGGAGAGCUCCAACCCCGCCACCCUGGAGGGCUCGGCCGGCUCCCUGCAGAACCUGUCCGCCGGGAACUGGAAGUUUGCGGCGUACAUCCGCGCGGCGGUGCGUAAGGAGAAGGGCCUGCCCAUCCUGGUGGAGCUGCUGCGCAUGGACAACGACCGCGUGGUCUGCUCCGUCGCCACCGCGCUGAGGAACAUGGCCCUGGACAUCCGGAACAAGGAGCUCAUCGGAAAGUACGCCAUGCGGGACCUGGUGAACAGACUCCCCGGGGGGAGCACCACCCUGCUCUCAGACGAGACGGUGGCAGCCAUUUGCUGCACCCUCCACGAGGUCACCAGUAAGAACAUGGAGAACGCCAAAGCGCUGGCCGACACGGGCGGCAUCGAGAAGCUGGUCAACAUCACCAAAGGGCGAGGAGAGAGGUACUCCAUGAAGGUUGUCAAAGCAGCCGCUCAGGUUCUGAACACCCUGUGGCAGUAUAGAGACUUGCGCACCAUCUAUAAAAAGGAGGGGUGGAAUCAGAACCAUUUCAUCACUCCUGUGUCCACGCUGGAGCGGGACCGGUACAAGUCUCAACCCACCCUGCCCAGCAGCACCUUACAGAUGUCACCUGUCAUCCAAUCGGCUGGUAGCGCCACCUCCUCUCCUGCAAUGCUGGGGAUUAAGGAACAUCGCUCAGAUUAUCAGAGAGCAAAAUCGUCUAUGCAAUUUUAUAACUACCAGGGAGACAACAAUAUCCAUAAAGGUCAAUACACAGGGUCUGGAAAGCCAUCACCAUUUUAUAUUGGGUCCUAUUCCUCGCCGACAAGAGAGAGAGACUCCAGAAGAGCACAGCACCAGCAGCUGUACUACGCAGACGAGCCCGGCCGGAGGAACUACGACACCUACAGAAUGUACCUGCAGUCCCCGCAGGGCUACGAGGACCAGUACUACCAGGACACAGGUCACUUCCCUCCCACGGCCGACUAUGUGUCGCAGCCCCUGGGGCUGAAGGCCAACACCAACUACGUGGACUUCUACUCCACCACCCGGAGACCUUCCUACCGGGCCGAGCAGUACCCGGGCUCCCCGGACUCCUGGGUGUGAGGGAGGGGCGACUGACUGUUCCGCGAACUUUCAUUUGUACGUUUCGUUGAAAAGUGAGAAUCUGAAUCUGAACGAUGGUCGGCGAUGUGAGACGGAGGAGAAGUGUACGUGAGCCAAAGAAGGAGAUCAGGGAACGUGUUUUUUUUGCUUGGAAAAGAGAGCAGGCGUGUUUGAUGGGCGACACUGGACAUUAUCGUGAGCGUCUUUUUUGCUCUGUCUAGAUGUUAGUUUUGUUUAUUUUUUUCCCAUUAGCUGUGCUAGCAUGAUGAGGGUCGUAGGUCAUGUGUGGAAGGGUUUGUGGAGGUGAAUCAGAGGGGGAAUGAGUUUGUAGGCCAAAUACUGAUCAAGAUUUCAUAUUUGUUAAAAAAAUAAUAAUAAUGUUAGUUUGUACAGAGGAAUCCUAACAUAUUCCUUUCUUGUUUUAUUGCUGUACUUACUAUUGAGAUUGUAUAUGCCAUGAAGUCUUGUAAAUGUCCUUAAUUUUAUUGUAAAUACAGAAAAUAUGUCACCCGGUCUACACUCAUUGCACUGGUAAAGUCUUGUGCUAUGUUAAAACUAUAUAGAUAUAUAAAUACAUGGAGAAAUUAAGGAGAUAAAUUAUAAAAAGAUGGCAUCCAUACAGAAGCAUUCAAAUGUAAUAAAAUUACAAUUUUGUUUUUUUAAA